Opisthocomus hoazin is the source of this 2763-nucleotide messenger RNA. Lineage: Eukaryota; Metazoa; Chordata; Aves; Opisthocomiformes; Opisthocomidae. The record is from RefSeq and is a predicted model, not a curated record.
GGCAGCAUGGACAUCCGCAAUGACGUCUCCCAGCUCCAGAAGCUGGAGAACUGCUCCAUCAUCGAGGGCAACCUGCAGAUCCUGUUGAUGUUCACCACGGGCGCCGAGGACUUUCGGGGGCUCAGCUUCCCCCGCCUGCUGAUGAUCACCGAGUACCUGCUCCUUUUCCGCGUCUACGGGCUGGAGAGCCUGCGCGAUCUCUUUCCCAACCUCUCCGUCAUCCGCGGCACCAACCUCUUCUUCAGCUACGCCUUGGUCAUCUUCGAGAUGCCCCAUCUGCGGGACGUGGGGCUGCACAGCCUGGGCCACGUCCUGCGCGGCUCGGUCCGCAUUGAGCGCAACCAGGAGCUCUGCCACCUCUCCACCAUCGACUGGGGGCUGCUGCUGCCCGACGCCAUGGACAACACCUACAUCGUCGGCAAUAAGUUGGCCGAGGAGUGCGCCGAUGUCUGCCCCGGCAUCCUGGACGUGGAGAAGCCGUGUGCGCAGACCAGCGUCAACGGGCAGCUAGAGUAUCGCUGCUGGACAUCCAGCUACUGCCAGAAAGUCUGUCCUGCCGUCUGUCCUGCCAUCUAUCUGCGCAGCCUUUCAUCCACCCCUCCAGCUGGUGAGUACUGCGCCAGCCUCCGCAAGGUCUCCGACAACCCCCGCGACGCCUCCAAGUUUGUCAUCCACCAGCGGCAAUGCCUCUCCGAGUGCCCCUCGGGCUACACCAGGAACGAGAGCAGCAUCUUCUGCCACAAGUGCGAGGGGCUGUGCCCCAAGGAGUGCAAGGUGGGCACCAAGACCAUCGACUCGACGCGGGCGGCGCAGGAGCUGGGGGGCUGCACCCUCGUCGAGGGCAACCUCAUCGUGAACAUCCGCCGGGGCUAUAACCUGGCAGCUGAGCUGCAGAGCAGUCUGGGGCUCAUCGAGACCAUCACGGGCUUCCUGAAGAUCAAGCACUCCUUCGCCUUGGUCUCCUUGUCCUUCUUCAAGAACCUCAAGCUGAUCCGUGGCGACUCCAUGGUGGACGGGAAUUACACCCUGUACGUCCUGGACAACCAGAACCUACAGCAGCUCUGGGACUGGAGCCACCACGUCCUCUCCAUCCCCGUGGGCAAGAUGUACUUCGCCUUCAACCCCAAGCUGUGCCUGGCCGAGAUCUACCGCAUGGAGGAGGUGACGGGCACCAAGGGGCGGCAGAACAAGGCGGAGAUCAACCCCCGCACCAACGGCGACCGGGCGUCCUGCAAGACCCAGACCCUGCGCUUCAUCUCCAACGUCACCGAGUCCGAUCGCAUCUUCCUCAAGUGGGAGCGGUACCGGCCCCCCGAGUACCGGGACCUCCUCAGCUUCAUCGUCUACUACAAGGAGUCACCCUUCCAGAACGUGUCGGAGUACGUGGGGCAGGACGCCUGCGGGGCGCAGAGCUGGAACGUGCUGGAUGUGGAGCUGCCGCUUAGCAGCGAGCAGCGGGACACAGGGAAGGGGUCCUGCCCCUCCCGACCCGCUGAUGGGCAGCUCCGCAUGGAGGGCGAAGCCGAGUCCUUCCAGAAGAAGUUCGAGAACUUCCUCCACAACUCCAUCAUCAUCCCCAGGCCACCCUGGAAGGUGACGUCCAUCAACAAGAACUCGCAGAGAUUUUCGAGGACAAGGCGGUUGGGCUGCAGCGCCGCCACCUUCGUCUUCGCCAGGACCAUGCCGGAGCUGCAAGCCGACAACAUUCCCGGCAACGUCACGUGGGAGCCGGCCAGUAAGAACAGCGUCCUGCUGCGCUGGGAAGAGCCCAGGAACCCCAACGGGCUCAUCCUCAAAUACGAGAUCAAGUACAGCCGCGAGAGCGAGGUGAGGACCCACCCUGGAAUCCCCUGCCAGGCCUUGCCAGCCGAGGAGGACUCCGGCAGCUUCUACGUCCUGCUCACCGUCACGCCCGUGGUCCUCAUGGUGCUCAUCUCCUGCCUCGUCGUCUUUGUCUUCUUCUACAACAAGAAGAGGAGCAAUGACGGGUACCCCAGCGGGACGCUCUACGCCUCCGUCAACCCCGAGUACUUCAGUGCCUCGGACAUGUACAUCCCGGACAAGUGGGAGGUGUCACGGGACAAGAUCACGGUGAUCCGGGAGCUGGGGCAGGGCUCCUUCGGGAUGGUGUACGAGGGGCUGGCGCUGGGGCUGAUCACCGAGGGCGAGGAGACCAAGGUGGCCCUGAAGACGGUCAACGAGUUGGCCACCAUGCGGGAGCGCAUCGAGUUCCUCAACGAGGCCUCCGUCAUGAAAGCCUUCAAGUGCCACCACGUGGUCCGUCUGCUCGGCGUCGUGUCCCAGGGCCAGCCAGCUUUGGUCAUCAUGGAGCUGAUGACACGUGGGGACCUGAAGAGCUACCUACGCUCGCUCAGGCCUGACGCAGAGAACAACCCUGGGCUGCCUCCGCCGUCGCUCAAGGACAUGAUCCAGAUGGCAGGGGAGAUCGCCGAUGGCAUGGCGUACCUCAACGCCAACAAGUUCGUGCACCGGGACCUGGCCGCCCGCAACUGCAUGGUGUCCGAGGACUUCACCGUCAAGAUCGGAGGUGGGGGGCGGCUCCCAGUCCGCUGGAUGUCCCCCGAGGCCCUCAAGGACGGCGUCUUCAACACGCAGUCCGACGUCUGGUCCUUCGGCGUGGUGCUGUGGGAGAUCGCCACGCUGGCCGAGCAGCCCUACCAGGGCAUGUCCAACGAGCAGGAUGCGCUGAUGGGUCUGAGGGUGGUGGGGCUGGGGGAUGCAGUGGUGGGGCAGUGGAACUGA